Messenger RNA from Cryptotermes secundus, 2887 nucleotides. Its product is annotated as probable cytosolic oligopeptidase A. The transcript has 14 exons. Gene Ontology annotation, molecular function: metalloendopeptidase activity. Lineage: Eukaryota; Metazoa; Arthropoda; Insecta; Blattodea; Kalotermitidae. Gene Ontology annotation, biological process: proteolysis; peptide metabolic process. The record is from RefSeq and is a predicted model, not a curated record. Bases 101 to 2281 code for a protein of 726 amino acids.
GCACCUUGGCGCUAACGGCGCUAACGAACUAGUAGUCUUUGAAAUGGAAGUGUUUGGUGAGUGGUUGGAAUUUUACUUCGAAAUUGUGUAGCUGUAUAUCAUGGCCCUUUCAUUUAUAGGGCGAAUUAUAUGCGCAAGAAGGAAUAUUCUUAUAACACCAUGCAGAAGUGGCUAUAUUGUUUUGCUUCCUGAAGUGCCCACUGAUGUCCCAGAUGAUCCUCUGCUUAAGACACAGGGAAUUCCUGAGAUCAGCAGCCUGUCAACAGAAAAAUGUUCAAGUGCUGUGAGAAAAUAUGCGUUAGACUUUGAGUCGGCAGUUUGGAAGAUAGAGGAUCAGUUGAAAGAAAAUCCAACACAGAAUGUGUUUGCAGACGUGUUGGACCCCCUGGAGAAACAUGGUGCCCCUCUGGACACAACAUGGGGCCUUGUGAAGACCUUGUACCUCACCAAUAAAGAUCUAAUGCCUGUUAGAGUGUAUGUGAACAUUCACAAUAAAGCACGCCAGUCCAGAGCCUUGAAGUUUAGCAGUGAGCCCAUAUACACUGCAUGCAAGGAAGCAAGUGUUAAUAAUGACCUGACAGAAGAACAGAAACGAGUGGUGGGGAAAUACACACUCGAGGGUCGGCUAAAUGGAUUGGGCCUUGACAGUGCACGGCGUCUCAAGCUUCAGCAAACACUUAAACAGAUUACUCAAGAAAAAACUAAAUUCAAGAGCAAAGUUGAGGUUGCUACAAAAAAUUUCCAGCAUAAGAUUGAAGAUCACUCAAUUGUACGUGACUUCCCUGAGGAUGUGCUCAGGAUGAUGGUGUCACACAGUUCACAACCAAACCAGGGUCCAUGGAAGGUCACUCUGAACACACACGUGUACUCCAAGUUCCUUGAAUAUUGUCCAGAUCGUGACAUGCGUUGGAAUGUGUGGCAGGCGUAUACAAGACGUGCCUCUAAGUAUGCUGAUCCAAACCUGGAGAAUAGCACACACCUGGAGGAGCUAAGAUAUCUCAGGAGAUACCAGGCGUCUCUUCUGGGGUUUGAAAGUUUUGCAGCAAUGUCUAUGGAGACAAAGAUGGCUGGUAGUGUAGAGAAGGUGAAGACGAUGAUUACCAGUCUUCUAGCCAGAGCACGUCCGACCCAGGAUCGUGAGAUAUUCGAACUUCAAGAAUUUGCUAUAUCACGUGGUUUCCAGGGUAGCAUACAGCUAUGGGAUCUACCAUACUGGAGGAGGAAGCAGCACACAUCCCUAUUUGGUGUCAGUGAGGACCAGAUAAGAAAAUACUUCCCGCUGCCACGAGUUUUGACUGGCCUGUUUAUGUUGUGUGAGCAGCUGUUUGGAGUGCACAUACAGGAGCGAAAAAGCUUGCACAUGUGGCACCCUGAUGUUCAGUAUUUCGACAUUCUGGAGCCAGACACCACACAACCUGUUGCAGGAUUCUACUUUGAUCCCUACACAAGAGAGGAGAAGCUGAAUACAUACCAAGAUGCAGGCUGGAUGGUUGCAUUACGUGGCCGCAGUUCCUUGGUGAACACAACCCCAUUGGCAUCUCUCGUCUUCAACUUCCCACGCCCUUAUGGAGGGCAACCUGCGUUACUUUCCUUCUCAGAACUUCACCUCUUAUUUCAAAAGUUUGGCCACGCUCUGCAGCAUCUGCUAACAAGAACCUCCUACAUGGAAGUGUCAGGGUUGUCCAAUGUGGAGUGGGAUGCAGUAGAGGUCUGCAGUAAUUUUAUGUCCCAUUGGCUGUAUGACCCUAGCACAAUUGAUCUUAUAAGUGCUCAUGUAGAAACUGGUGAGCCAUUGCCAUCCUCCAUGUUACAACAACUGUGUCUUGCCCAGAGACAUAUGACAGGCUAUGAGCUCUGUAGGGAACUGUACUUGGCAUCUCUGGACCUGGAGCUCCACUCUUCCAAGGAUUUCUGGUUGGACUUGGUGCGAAAACUUUGGCCCCAGUACUUUGCCUUCCCUCUCGAUAGUAAGGAUUCCCACCCGUGCUCCUUCACAGCCAUCAUCUGUGAAGAAUGGGGUGCAGCAUACUAUUGCCACUUGUGGGCACGUAUUGUUGCUGCAGAUGUGUUCAGCACAUUCCUUGAGGCAGGGCUCAGCAAUAAAGAGGAUCUUCAUAUGAUUGGCAGAAGGUUUCGUUCCACAUUUCUUGCGCUUGGAGGUGGCUGUCAUCCUGGAGAGGUGUUCAGAAGAUUCAGAGGGCGUGACCCUUCUCCAAAAGCUCUUUUAAAUUCUCUUGGGCUCAAGCAGUAUGGUGUGAGUGAGGCACCAAGCAGUCAAUGAGAGUCCAAAAUUGAAGGGCUUGGGGCUAGACAAUGACAAGCCACAGAAGUAUAAUUAUACAGGAGAGCAAACUGAAAAUUUUAAGAAAUUCUAUUAAUCUGUUGUCUUUUGUUGUAUUUGAAGUUCUGACAGUGGUAACUAUGAAUAAUUCUGGCUUUGAGUAUAUAACACUCUGUAGUUUGGUGGAAGUCAGCCUGCAUUUUGGAGGAAUAUAUCACCUCCAAGCCAAGAAAGAAAUUAGCAGGCAGCAGGCAGGCUUUGCGUGCCCUGUAAAUGGAUUGAAGAUGUUCCUCCAAAAUGUCAGUUGACUUUCACCAGACAACUUGGCGUUAUAUCCCAGAAGCCAGAACACUUAAUGUUGUCUUCUAUUCUGAUAAAUAGAUGUUACACCACAGUGAUUUACAAGUUAUUUGAAAUAUAUGUGACACAAAGAAAUUCAUAUUUUUUCUCCAGUACAUUGAAAAAAUAAGGAAGUUGUAUAAUAUUUGCAGAAAUUGUGGCUUAUCACUUUAUUAGUCAUAGAGAAUCUGUGUACACAUUAUGGCAUACAGCAUGCCUAUUUUUGGUUCCUCUUCAAUAAAUUAAUGUUUUGAAUUCUUUACAUCA